AUGUCUUCCUUCAAGGGCCGAACACCAGCUUCAGAAAACGACAAAGAGAAGACCAAGACAACGUGUACAAAUCCUGGUAAUCCGGUAUUCUCCUGUACAAUGAAUCCAAAGCUCUCUACCAGCAAUGUAUUCCAGGCCAAACCAGUGAGCAUCCUGUUCAAGACAACCUCUGGUGAAUAUGGCGCCCUGCGUCCCACCUACGAGAUGGCGCCAUGUUAUCACUACCCCGUGUCUCAGAAGUUUUCCGAACACCUGGGUACUUGUGGGAUGUACCGGAAUAACUCGUUAAACACGGACACCGAUAGAAACAGAGUACAUGACUGUAUCAACCUGCACAACACUUUAUAG
Molecule: messenger RNA, 348 nt
Organism: Rana temporaria (common frog)
Lineage: Eukaryota; Metazoa; Chordata; Amphibia; Anura; Ranidae
Gene: PIERCE2
Product: chromosome 3 C15orf65 homolog
Exons: 1
Coding region: 1-348 (115 amino acids)
Biological process (GO): axoneme assembly
Cellular component (GO): axonemal microtubule
Source: RefSeq, a predicted model, not a curated record